UGCCCUCGGUCCAGCCCGGCUCGGGAGCAAGGCACGGUGUGGGUGUCUUCAGGAGGAACGGCUCGUGCUUACCUGGAGAGCCUUAAUGAACCAUCUUCCAGCACGGAGAGGAUUUUGAAGAGUUGCAUUUUUUCCAGCACCUUUGGUACUUCAUUGUUGCCUGGUUUUUGUUCUGGUUACCAGGGGUGCUUUCACCUGAGUAUUUCUUCAUCGGAUGCCACAAAAGAGUGUCUAGGAAAACAAAGAAACUUGUGAUGUGGAGCUGACAGUGCUGGUUUCAGCCAGUGAAAACUUGCCGAGUCAGUGAGAAGGCAAAGAAAAAGGAAUGCCAAGGACAAUGUCAGUGAUGCCUGGUAAUUUGUCACUCAAUGGGACGAGCUUCUUCAGUGAAAAUCCUGGCAUCGAGGACAAACCCAGUGAGCAGAGGACUUGGAAUGUCUUUCUGUUCUGCUUGACUCUUACCAUUGCAUUCCCAGCCCUUCUGAGCAGCAUUUAUUCACUAGUUUCCCUGCUGAAAAUGCAGAACAAAACCACGGUGGCGAUGAUUGUGACUUCCUUGGCAGUAGAUGAUUUGAUCAGCAUCGUGCCACUGAUUAUUUUCAUGCUCAUGCAGUGGUCGAGUGAAGGCCUCUCCCAGCCUCUGUGCACCACCUCAGCACUUAUGUAUUUAUUCCAGGGCAUUUCUAGCAACCUGAAAGGGUCACUUUUAGUUUCUUACGACUUCUACACCAUCAGCACGGCUGAGACGCUGAGCUGCAGCACUUCCAAGCGUCGUGUGAGCGUGGUAUGGGCCAUCCUCAUCACCUGGAUUGUGGGUUUGCUGAUCUGCAUCCUGCCCCUCUGUGGUUGGGGCCGGUACAUCCCCACCUCCUGGGGCUGCUUCACCGACUGUGCCAGUUCCUACAUCCUGUUUGUGUUCCUCGUGUACUCCCUGUGCGUGUCCCUGCUGGCAGUGCUGGCUGUGCCCCUCACUCACCAGCUGCUGUGCUCGGCUGGGCCGCAGCUCUCACACACCGACUACCUGGAGGUCCCUGGAGGCUUCACCUCCCCCGGGACACCCGCGGCUGCCCCGGCGCUGUCCCCGCUGGACCCCGCGGAUAAAGCCCUGCAGCACUGCCAGGCCUCGGGGGCAGCUUUGGGGAAGGGCGUGGCCGGGAGUGGUGCCCUCGUGAGCAGCUCACAGAGCAGGAGCUCCACGGUGGGCUUUGCCCAGAAACGGUUCUCGCUGAUCCUCGCGCUGACCAAAGUCGUUCUCUGGCUCCCAAUGAUGGUACAGAUGGUUGUCCAGUACAUCACUGGUGUGCAGAGCCUUGUGUUUGAGGCCCUGAGCUUCCUGCUGAGCGCGCUGGCUGCCACGGCCACCCCGCUGUUCGUCCUGUCAGAGCACUGGCUGCACCUGCCCUGCGGCUGCAUCAUCACCUGCAGGAGGGAGCCCUGGGCAGGGCCUUCAGGAGAUCUCAAAACCAAACGCAGGGGUUUUGAGUUCAACCUGUCCUUCCAGCAAGGUUAUGGAAUCUACAGAAUAUCCCAGGAGAACCACCCCCACCACAGCAGUGAUGGUAAAUCCACGUCCUGCCACAGCCUGGUGGGCUCUGACUGCGAGGCCCCGGAGCCUGGCAGAGGGAAUGGUGGUGGGCCUGGGCCCAGCCCCCCAUCUGCAGGGGCCUGCAGGGGCGAGCAGGGCACACACUGUGACCCACCAGCCAUCCCUGAAGGACCAGAGUGGAGGUUGUCCCACGAGGAAAGCCAUAAACCUGAGCUCACGGAUUGGGAAUGGUGCAGGAGCAAAUCUGAGAGGACCCCUCGGCAGCGCUUGGGCGGGGCCCUGGCCAUCCCUCUGUGUGCCUUCCAAGGGACUGUGUCUCUGCAGGCUCCCACCGGGAAGACCCUCUCGUUAUCCACGUAUGAGGUGAGCUCUGACGGGCACAAAAUCACCCCCAUGGCCAAGAAAAUCGAGGUGUGUCGGUCCAAGAGCGUCGGGCACGAGCCCAGCCCGGAGGGGUCCCCUCACACGAACGUUAAGAUUCACCUGGAGGUGCUGGAGAUCUGUGACAAUGAGGAGGCCCUGGACACCGUGUCCAUCAUCAGCAACAUCAGCCAGUCCUCCACCCAGGCCAGGUCCCCCUCCCUGCGCUACUCACGGAGGGAGAACAGGUUUGUGUCCUGCGAGCUGGGGGAAAGCGCCUCCUACUCCCUGUUCAUCCCGUCCCACAGCCCCGGCAGGGACAUCAGCAUCUCCAUCCCCGACACCGUGGAGGGCCAUCGCAGCAGCAGCAGGCAGCACGUGGGCACGGGGCACCAGGAGGAGAUCCAGCUGCUCAACAAGGCCUACAGGGAGCGGGAGGGCCAGGGCAGCAGCGGCUGAGGGGGUUCUGUGCUCUGCAGCUGCUCUGCCACUGCUCCUCUGGGCUCAAGGUGCCCACACAAAUGUAGGGUCAGCUGGUUUUUCCUGACAUGAAUUUUGUUUGGGUACACUGUUAAAUCCAUUCAAACUGUUAAUGCUCUGUCAAGGGGAUAACAAACGCUCAAGUGCUUUACAGCUUUGCGUAGUGAAUUUCAAGUUAUUUAUUUAUAUAUCUAUUUAUUUGAGGAACAUACGUGUCUAGAGGGAAUCCUA
This is a messenger RNA of Chiroxiphia lanceolata (lance-tailed manakin), 2617 nucleotides long. RefSeq names its product G protein-coupled receptor 149 (gene GPR149). Gene Ontology annotation, biological process: neuropeptide signaling pathway. NCBI's taxonomy places the organism in Eukaryota, Metazoa, Chordata, Aves, Passeriformes, Pipridae. Gene Ontology annotation, cellular component: neuron projection; membrane. Bases 326 to 2365 code for a protein of 679 amino acids. The record is from RefSeq and is a predicted model, not a curated record. The transcript is spliced from 4 exons. Gene Ontology annotation, molecular function: G protein-coupled receptor activity; neuropeptide binding.